AUGGUUGGUGCUGGGAUCAACAGGAUCUAUCCCAGCAGCUACCCGAACAGCGAGCUCGAGUUAGAGCCCAGGCGGCGGCUCUGUGGGUGGAGGUUGGCUAACAAUCUUGUGUAUCCACCAGUUGGCGGGAAGACUGGGUUGCAGCAGCAGCCUGAGGCGUUGAAGGAAUUGUUUUCUGACGAUGAUCCUUCUCAGUCUGCAUCUCGCGAGAACGAGGACUCUAAGGACCACCUUCCAUUCCUUACAAAGAUGGAAGCCUUGCAGAUGCUGAGGAAUCGGCCACGCCCCAAGAGAGGUCUUUCAGCGGAGUGUUGUCAGAAAGUGUGUUCCGUUUUAGAGCUAGUCGGCUACUGCUACUGA
Cherax quadricarinatus is the source of this 360-nucleotide messenger RNA. Lineage: Eukaryota; Metazoa; Arthropoda; Malacostraca; Decapoda; Parastacidae. The record is from RefSeq and is a predicted model, not a curated record.